AUGGCAGUCCUUGAAAUGCUAAAGAUAAAACCCUGCCCUGUUCUACAUUGGGUUCGGUAUGAGUAUUGUGGUUGCUUUUACAGAAGCUUUUGGAGGCUCGGACGAGAUCCUCUAUGCAAGACAAAAUUCUUCUUCGAGCACGGUAAGAUCUCUUGCAAAGUUUACUUUAAAGCUGCAGACAAAUGCCCUAUGUGUCGCAAGACCGAAGAGCAUACCCCUGAACACAUCCACCCGGGCAGUGUGAUCAAAACAGAGGCAAGUCCCCCCUCCCAUACUACCAGCCCCAACGCUCUACAGUCCGACGAGGAUAGAGAGAAUGCAAGGGAAGCAUCAAUCCGGGCACGCGGUGGACCCUUCUGGUUAGACUAUAAUGGCCGACCACUGUCUUGUUCCCGUGGGGACCAGGCCGUAAUCUUGAAUUUAGAGGAAGGGGUUUUCAUUCAUCAAUUCUCAGUCCGUCGUAACAGUUCUUGGAGAAAAGACCCCGCAUACACUCGCCCAUAUGGUCCCCGAAAUCUGCCAUGCGGAAACCUGGACGUUCCUUUGAUAUUUGAUGUCAAUCUACCGGAAGGACUGAUCAGGUAA
This is a messenger RNA of Hymenoscyphus albidus, 585 nucleotides long. The record is from the annotation of a GenBank genome assembly. NCBI's taxonomy places the organism in Eukaryota, Fungi, Ascomycota, Leotiomycetes, Helotiales, Helotiaceae.